AUGGCCUUUGAUGAGCUCCUGGAUCAAGCUGGAACUCUGGGAAGAUUCCAGAUCCUUCAGAUUGCUUUCUUUCUUGUUGCCAGUGUCAUUGCGUACCCUCAUGUUCUGCUGGAGAACUUCACUGCAGCCACCCCUGAGCAUCGCUGCUGGGUCCCUCUCCUUGACAAUCGCACUGUCUCCCACAAUGACACUGGGAUCCUCAGCCAGGAUGAUCUCCUGAGAGUCUCCAUCCCCCUGGACUCAAACCUGAAGCCAGAGAAGUGUCGUCGCUUCAUCCAUCCCCAGUGGCAGCUCCUUCACCUGAAUGGGACCCUCGCCAAUAUUAGUGAGUCAGACACAGAGCCCUGUGUGGAUGGCUGGGUAUAUGACCAAAGCUCCUUCCUAUCCACCAUUGUGACUAAGUGGGACCUGGUGUGUGAUUAUCAAUCCCAAAAAUCGGUGGUCCAAACCCUCUUUAUGAGUGGGUCGCUGCUGGGAAGCCUGAUAUUUGGCCGUCUUUCAGACAGAUAUGGGCGGAAGCUGAUAUACACAUGGUGUCUCCUCUUGACAGCCAUCCUGGACACCUGUACAGCCUUUGCUCCAAACUUCACCAUCUUCUGCAUCCUACGUUUCUUGGCUGGAUUUCCUGUCAUGAAUGUGUUAGGAAACCCUGUCAUUCUUUCAUCAGAAUGGACAGUGCCCAGAUCUCAACAUAUUGGAGUAACGCUGAUGUUAUGUGCCUAUAGCCUUGGGCAGAUGCUGUUGGGAGGAAUAGCUUUUGCGAUUCGAGACUGGUACACAUUACAGCUGGUUGUGUCUUUACCUUUGUUUGUCUGCUCCUUGCUGUCCAGGUGGCUGGUGGAGUCGGCUCGGUGGCUGAUUACCACCAAUCAGCUAGAAGAGGGCAUGAAGGCGCUUGCAAGAGCAGCACACAUCAAUGGAAAAGAGAAUGCUGAAGAGAUCCUGACAAUUGAGUUUGUGAGAUCCACCGCUCUGGAGGAGCUGGACAAAAUGAGGACAGCGCCAUUAACGUUUCAGAUACUGCGUGCAACCAAACUGCGCAUGAGAAUCCUCUACCUGGGCCUUGUGAGACUGGGAGCCACUGUACCAUUUAUGGGCCUGGUGCUCAACCUCCAGGAAGUGGGGGGCAGUAUCUUCUUGCUACAGGUUAUCUUUGGGGCUGUCACACUCACAGCCAGAUGCUGUAUCAUUUUUAUAACAAAGUAUUUGGAUCGUCGCACCAGUCAGUCCCUGCUUUUCUUCCUGGUAGGACUUUGCAUGCUAAUCAGCACAUUUUUGCCCAAAGAAAUGCAGAUUCCACGUGUGGCUUUAGCCACCCUGGGAAUUGCUGCUGGUUCUUCCAGUAUGGUUUUAUUUUCUGUCAGUGCGAACGAGCUGAUCCCAACUGUAUGCAGGUCAACAUUUGGAGGAAUCAAUAAUCUGUUCUCAAGAAUUGGGGCAGUCCUGGCUCCCCUUAUGAUGACCCUGGUCGUAUAUUCACCUCACCUGCCCUGGAUCAUGUAUGGAGUCUUCCCCAUCCUUUCUGGACUAAUUGUCUUCUGCCUUCCAGAAACCAGGAAUCAGCCAUUUCCCGAAACCAUUCAGGAUGUAGAAAAUUCCUCUAAAGACUCAAGGAAAGUAAAGAAGAAAAAUGAUUCCUAGAAAGUAACACGAUUUUAACAUAUUCUUGAUGAUUGGUCCAAAUAAGGAGAAAAAAAUUCAAUUUGGUCCUAUGUAUAAAUGAAAA
This is a messenger RNA of Ochotona princeps (American pika), 1726 nucleotides long. Its product is annotated as steroid transmembrane transporter SLC22A24-like. Gene Ontology annotation, biological process: transmembrane transport. Gene Ontology annotation, molecular function: transmembrane transporter activity. NCBI's taxonomy places the organism in Eukaryota, Metazoa, Chordata, Mammalia, Lagomorpha, Ochotonidae. The coding region runs from base 1 to 1641 and encodes 546 amino acids. The record is from RefSeq and is a predicted model, not a curated record. The transcript is spliced from 10 exons.